Molecule: messenger RNA, 571 nt
Organism: Brassicogethes aeneus
Lineage: Eukaryota; Metazoa; Arthropoda; Insecta; Coleoptera; Nitidulidae
Source: the annotation of a GenBank genome assembly
GUUCAAUACAUGUUUGUUACAAUGGAUUUAAUUAUUAUUUGGAUUAUUAUAAUAUCGGCAAUAUUAUUGUUUAUUUUUGCUUUAAGCGUUAUAAUUUAUUGUAUAUGUUGGGAAUCAAAAAACCCAGGAAUCCAACAUUUCUAUAUCCUAGAAGAAGGCGGCCUGAAAAAAACAACAACAACAAACUCUCUGAGUUCGCUCAACUUUUUCCGAAAUUUCACCAGUUCUAGCACCUUGAGGGACAACAAUGUGUUUACUUCCGAUAAUUUACCAAUAAUAAAUCUGGAAAGAAACUACGAAAUCGUGGACGAAAAGGAGUCGAAGUUGGUUGAUUCCAUGGAGGUGGAAAAAAAAUUUAAUGAUUCCAUUUUGGUUAUAGAUCGUCAAAAUAGUAAAAAAGAUGACAUGGAAUCGUGUAUAAGCGAAGAUUCUAGGCACUCUUUUUAUUCUACUUUUUCACCAUUCACCCGCCAAAAUUCUGAAGCCGAUAACUAUGCAAGCUUAGAAUAAUCAUUUUAUUAAAUUUUAAACUAAUUUAUUAUUUAUUUUGUAAUUUUUUAAUAAACAAUUU